AUGGACAGAGUUUGUAAGGUUUCUCUUUUUUCUGCCCGUUUACUGGUACUUUGAACCAUGAAUAUUGUGCGGAGAUUCGUGAAAUCUUCUAAUGGGCUAUGCAAGCUGGUCAGAAAUUGGUUAGCUCAAAACGAAGCCGUCUUGUGAAUCGGUUGUCUAUGAGAAGGUCUAAAAUAUUAUAAUUUCAGUUGGAAACAUCCCGUACAAUGCCACAGAUGCGCACCAGAGGAGCACCCUUGACACCGACCUGGAAUCCCUCACGGAGCCGCGUAUGAGGUGAGUAGCCUGCUCUCGCUACCCGACGUCUUGAGUUUACAUCUUCCAGGUUGUCUGUCCUGAACAUAAAUAGUCCCAGUCUUUGGUCCCUAACAAUUCUUUCUCUAUUACAGUGAUUUGAAGAGAAUUUGGUAACGUUUUAGUUUCUUUCCUAAAAAUUUAGUUUAUGAUAAUCUGUGAUGCCCUCUAAAUCCUCUUCAACUCACUUUUACUGUCUAUUUUGUCUUUGAGAAGAUUUCAAUCUUUUCAUGUCUAAAAUAUUAUAAUUUCAGUUGGAAACAUCCCAUACAAUGCCACUGAGGCCGAGAUUGGUCAAUUCUUUAGCUCUGCUGGUCCAGUCACCAACGUUCGGUAAGAAUUCUCUCUAUUUUUCACAUUUAGGUAUCACGUCCAUGGUUAAACCGUAAUAUAAUUUAAUUUUUUAGCCUGGUUUACGACAGAAUGACCAACCGCCCCAAGGGAUUCGGAUUCUGCGAGUAUGCCGAUCAACAAUCCGCCGAAAACGCCGUCAACACGUUGAACUCGACUGACUUCCAAGGCCGCACGCUCCGUGUGAACUACGCCAACAAGUAA
This is a messenger RNA of Bursaphelenchus xylophilus (pine wood nematode), 849 nucleotides long. Lineage: Eukaryota; Metazoa; Nematoda; Chromadorea; Rhabditida; Aphelenchoididae. The record is from the annotation of a GenBank genome assembly.